Molecule: messenger RNA, 1385 nt
Organism: Sesamum indicum (sesame)
Lineage: Eukaryota; Viridiplantae; Streptophyta; Magnoliopsida; Lamiales; Pedaliaceae
Product: S-adenosyl-L-methionine-dependent methyltransferases superfamily protein
Biological process (GO): mitochondrial respiratory chain complex I assembly
Cellular component (GO): mitochondrion
Molecular function (GO): S-adenosylmethionine-dependent methyltransferase activity
Source: RefSeq, a predicted model, not a curated record
GGAAUCCUCGAUCGAAAAAAACCAACCGGAGAAACAAGAGCAUUUCAGAAUUUCCACACACAAGCAGUCGGUCUUACUGGGGAUUCGGAAAAUGAGAGCCGCCGCCGAUGUUUGCCGGAGAAGCCUAAGCAGUGUUAUACGGCGGAGCUGUAGUUUGUACUGUACGGACCAAAGCUCCAGAGUCAAAAUCUUUGAUCGCAAUCUCAAGAGGAAACAACGGGAUAGAGCUGCGUGGUUAAUGAGCCCAAAGGAUUCUUUGCUGGAUGCAGUGGCUGAGAACUUACUGGAUCGAUUGGAGGAUUGUAAAAAGACAUUUCCUACAGCAUUGUGUAUGGGAGGUUCCUUGGAAGCAAUUAGGCGUCUGUUGCAAGGGCGCGGUGGCAUUGAGAAGCUCAUAAUGAUGGAUACUUCACAUGAUAUGGUGAAAUUAUGUAAACAGGCUGAACAAAGUUCGCCAAACAAAAAUGUGGAAACAUCAUUCAUUGUCGGUGAUGAAGAGUUUUUACCUGUGAAGGAAAGCUCUCUCGACCUGGUUAUCAGUUGCUUAGGACUUCAUUGGACAAAUGAUCUUCCUGGAGCCAUGAUACAGAGUAGAUUAGCUUUGAAGCCUGAUGGCCUUUUUUUGGCAGCUAUUCUUGGUGGUGAAACUCUAAGAGAGCUGAGAAUAGCAUGCACAGUAGCACAAAUGGAACGUGAAGGAGGAAUCAGUCCUCGGCUGUCACCUUUGGCACAGGUAGGUGAUGCAGGGAAUCUGUUAACUAGGGCAGGCUUCAGUCUACCUGGAGUUGAUGUUGAUGAAUAUACUGUGAGAUAUAACAGUGCUUUGGAGCUGAUAGAGCAUCUUCGUACUAUGGGCGAAACUAAUGCUCUAUUACAGAGGAGCAAAAUUUUGAAAAGAGAUACUGCCCUGGCAACAGCAGCUGUUUACGAGUCAAUGUUUGCUGCAGAAGAUGGCACCAUACCAGCAACAUUUCAGGUGAUAUUUAUGACUGGAUGGAGGGAGCACCCGUCCCAGCAGAGAGCUAAGCGGAGAGGGUCUGCCACAGUAUCCUUCAAAGACAUUCAGAAGCAGUUCGGUGGAGGUAGUUAGCACCCUGAAAACAAUUCUGUUUUACAAGGAGUGAGAACUUUUUCAAUGGACUCUUUUCGUUGGGUCUUGAACAGUCUAAUCAUGGUUUGAUAUAAUUUUCUGUUCCCCGUUGAGUGUGCCGUGAUCCUGCUAUCAUGCUGAAGCUCUACGAAUAUGUAUUUGUCUACGGUCUAACUUAUUUAUGCUGCCUUUUUAUCUUGAUUACCCAAAAGAAUGAACAUGAUUGCAGUCAUAGUAUACAAAUUUUUGCACCGAGUCUUUCAAGUGUUUGUCAUCAAAACAACCAAACACCACA